GUAUUGCGUCCUUCUCUUUCACUACAGACGCUUGAGUGCAAAUUGAGUUGUGCGGAGUGAAAUGCUCUCUCCCUUGUACUGAACAUCAGAUCACACCGAAUUCGACGGCUUAAGUCCGAUAUAUAACUUGACUUUUCGGCCACCAAAUCAGAAAAAAUUUAAUAAACGGUUGCUGUUUCUGGGCAUGUCUCGUUUUGGUAAUAUACAAAUAACGUCCUGCCUCUGUGUCGUUAGUGACUUUGCAAGACGUGCUGGAAAGUGGUAUAGACUGUUGAUCAUUCAUGCUAUCUUAUCAACAACAUCAAGCUUAAAACUGCGCUCUUUCAUGAAAAGUUGUACCGCAACUCUAACCACCAGAAAAGUAGACGUUUUGAACAGCUCGCCACCAAAGAGUCAGCAAGUGCGCAUAUAAUAUUAGAAUACGCAUGAGUGUUAGAAUUAGUGGUGUCAGGACUCCGGACUCUUACU
Molecule: messenger RNA, 468 nt
Organism: Plasmopara halstedii
Lineage: Eukaryota; Oomycota; Peronosporomycetes; Peronosporales; Peronosporaceae
Exons: 1
Coding region: 185-412 (75 amino acids)
Source: RefSeq, a predicted model, not a curated record